This is a messenger RNA of Acytostelium subglobosum LB1, 201 nucleotides long. RefSeq lists its product as hypothetical. The record is from RefSeq and is a predicted model, not a curated record. The coding region runs from base 1 to 201 and encodes 66 amino acids. The transcript is spliced from 2 exons. Lineage: Eukaryota; Evosea; Eumycetozoa; Acytosteliales; Acytosteliaceae.
AUGUUUUCUCUCAAACUUAAUAUCUAUCUUUUAGUUGUCCUUGCUGUCCUCGUGUUCCUUGGAACAAUCCGUGCCCAGUCUGGUGACGAUACUUCUGGUAGUGACUCCAGUGGAAGUUUCUCUGGCAGUGACCCUAUGUCUGGUGAUAUGAGUGGCAGCUCUACUGGUGACUUUGGCUCCUCUGGAGACACCAGCUCAUGA